Molecule: messenger RNA, 1460 nt
Organism: Dioscorea cayenensis subsp. rotundata (Guinea yam)
Lineage: Eukaryota; Viridiplantae; Streptophyta; Magnoliopsida; Dioscoreales; Dioscoreaceae
Product: S-sulfo-L-cysteine synthase (O-acetyl-L-serine-dependent), chloroplastic-like
Exons: 10
Coding region: 50-1129 (359 amino acids)
Cellular component (GO): cytoplasm
Molecular function (GO): cysteine synthase activity
Source: RefSeq, a predicted model, not a curated record
UUCAAUUGGGAUAUCCGGAUAUCCUCCAAAACCCUCACCUUUGCUGCCAAUGGCGCUGCUGGCUUCCCUCGUUCCCAGCAAUCUCCUAAUCUCUCGCCCUCGCGCGCUCUUCGUCCCCUCCCUCCGCUACUCCACAUCGGUCCGCACCAAGAAAUCCCUCGUUUUCACCCCCCUCCACGCCAGGAACGAGCUCGAGGCCGUCAACAUCGCCGAGGACGUUACUCAGUUAAUUGGGAAAACACCGAUGAUAUACCUUAACAAAGUUGUUGAAGGUUGUGUGGCUAACAUUGCUGCAAAGCUUGAGUCUAUGGAACCUUGUAAAAGUGUCAAAGACAGAAUCGGAUACAGCAUGAUAUCUGAAGCGGAAGAAACAGGGGCUAUUUCCCCAGGCAGGAGCAUUUUGGUAGAACCAACUAGUGGAAAUACAGGAGUUGGUAUUGCUUUUGUUGCUGCAGCUAAAGGGUACAAGCUUAUCGUAACCAUGCCCGCUUCUAUCAGUCUGGAGAGACGCAUUCUUCUUCGUGCUUUGGGAGCAGAGAUUGUUCUGACCGAAUCAAAUAAAGGAAUAAAAGGAGCUGUCAACAAAGCAGAAGAGAUAGUUCGCAGUACACCAAAUGCUUAUAUGUUUCAGCAGUUUGACAAUCAGGCUAAUACAAAGAUCCACUUUGAAACCACAGGCCCAGAAAUAUGGGAGGACACAAUGGGUGGUGUUGACAUAUUUAUCGCCAGCAUAGGAACAGGUGGUACUAUCACAGGAACAGGGAAAUAUCUUAAAAUGAUGAAUAAAGACGUCAAGGUAAUUGGUGUGGAACCUGCAGAAACUAGUGUGAUUUCAGGUGAAAAUCCAGGCUAUGUACCAAGCAUUUUGGAUACCAAGUUACUUGAUGAGGUUAUAAAGAUUACAACAACUGAAGCUGUUGAAGUUGCAAAAGAAUUGGCACUCAAGGAGGGCUUGCUGGUAGGUAUUUCUUCAGGAGCUGCUGCAGCUGCUGCUAUUCAUGUGGCUAAAAGGCCUGAAAAUGCAGGAAAACUGAUUGCGGUGAUAUUCCCAAGCUUUGGUGAAAGAUACAUAUCAACUGUUCUUUUCAAUUCCAUACACGAGGAAGUUCGAAAACUACAAAAGAGAUGAUAUGAAGGCCCCGGAGUAGCUGGUAGUCUUCAUCUGUUGUAGCUUAUCCUUAUGAACUCUUGUUAGAUUCCUGUAAGCUUGAAGAAUUGAAGCCAAGCAUGAAGUUUCUAUCCGAAGAGGUUGAUGGUGAUGUGCUGCUGGUUCAAAUACUCAUCAUCUCUGGUGUUGUUGAUGUCAUGUGUGGUCAUUGUGUGUAACUUUGCCAUUUGAGCAAUCAAUUCAGUUUUGUUCACUGUAAAUGACUUUGAGGGGGUUCAAAUUGACAAAGAUUUGAGUUUUAUCUGACAUUGUGAGUGAACAAUUAUUAUACAAGUUAAAUGAUGUCUAACAA